UGUUUUGUAUAAUUUUCUAUUUUGUGUUUGUGCUCACGAAUAAAUUAUUUCUAUUCUAUUCUAAAUAUGUGUACAAAACGCGACAGUUAAAAGUUAUGAAGGUACUGCACUGACACCAAACCGAUAUUUGAAUGAUAUUGGAAUCAUAUCAGUUAGGUUUGAUGUCAGUGCAGAUUUGAAUUGGCCUGUAGGGUGAUUAGGCAAAUAGUACGAGGUUCAGAUUACGCUGGUUAGGUUUGUGAAUGUCCAAAUGUUCAUCCCUCCUCGGGCGGGGGCGGUCUGCCUCAGAUCGCGUUGAGCGCGCGCCCCGGACGCCCGCCAUGUUCUAGUGUGUCAAGUACUGUGAUGCCGAAAAUACUGCUUAUCCUGCUUGCCAUGGUCGUCGUAGCGUCGGCGCUGCCGUCGCCGACGACGGCCGACGACGACGAGGACGAGGACGACACGACGCCGUCGUCGGCGGACGACGGCCGCAUCUACAAGAACCCGCGGAACUCGCCGUCGGCGCAGUGUCCCAGGGACGAGGAACAAGCCACAUUACUGCGUCAAAAAUGUCUACGCAAGUGCUCGUCCGACGAAGACUGCAAGAGCAAGAAGAAGAAAUGCCUGUGCGACGGCGCCUGCGGCAUGUCCUGCAUCAAGCCAGAUCGCGAAUGUCCGGAGCUGGAGCAGCCUGAAAACGGGAAGGUGGCAGUCACCGGCAGGUUCUUCGGUGACAAGGCCGUGUACACCUGCACGCACGGCUUCCACGUGGUUGGGCUGGCGAGCCGCAGCUGCCAGGCCGAUGGUUCCUGGGCUGGCAUGCCGCCCGCCUGCAAAAAGAACAUCUACUGCCUGCAACCCCCCACCAUCGAGCACGCCCGCCACUCCGCACUACCCGAGCAGGCGACCUUCGACCUCGACGCCACGGUGCAAUACCACUGCCACACGGGAUACGUGACCAACGGCUUCCCCAGGGCCAAGUGUCUGGCCAUCGACAACCAGGCGUCGUGGUACGGCCCGGACAUCAGCUGUGAGCCGCGUUCCUGCGGCGAGCCCGGCGACGUCCCCCACGGUUGGGUGACCGCCGACUGCCAUACGUUCGGCUGCCGCGCCGUCGUGCAGUGCGGUCAGGGCUUCGAGCUGGUCGGCAAGGCCGAGCGCUAUUGCCAGGCCGACGGUGCCUGGGCCCCCAAGGAGCUGCCGACCUGCGUCCUGGUCACGCAGGUGCAGUGCCCGCCGCCGGAGGCGCCGCGCCACGGGAAGGCGGUGUAUACUUCGUGCGCCUACAACUCGGUGGUGUCGUACGAGUGCAAGUAUGGAUACAGACUGGUGGGAGAUGCUACAAGGCGCUGCGGGGCUGAUAAGAAGUGGUCGGGGACUCAGCCUUUGUGCAAAGAAAUCAACUGCGGACACCCCGGACAGCUCUGGAACGGUUGGCUCGAGAACAUCUCUUCGGGGACCGGGCUGGGAGCGUCCAUCAUUUUUCGAUGCCAGGAUGGAAUGAAGAUGGAGGGCAACGGGUCUGCCAUCUGCCAGAAUGAUGGGACUUGGAGCCAUCCGUUACCCCAGUGUUUAGCACCCUGCGUAGUGCCCCACGUCUCCCAAGGCCACAUCAGACUAGUAGAAAACAAGACAGGCGAGAACGAAACGCAAGAAGAAAACACCCAGAUUGUCGGCAGUUCAUCCAUGGUGCAACACGGAGAGAUUAUCCUGGUGGAUUGUGAGAAGAACUAUGAGUUCCCGUCGAACAAUGCGGCUGUGACGUGCAAUAAUGGGACUUGGACACAAAUACCUAGAUGUAGUCCUGCGAGAUGCAAGAAAAUGCCCCGCUUCCCUCGCAACGGCAUGGUCAUCGCCCCUAAAACAGAACACGGCAUGAAGGCCCGGUACCGCUGCAAGGACGGCUAUGAGCUGAGAGGCAACCCUAUUGUGGUCUGCUCGUUUGGUAACUGGAGUGGGGAGGCUGCUAAAUGUGAAGAAGUGUUCUGCCCUUUUCCGGGCUACAUCGAGAAUGGGAAGGUUUUGCUUGUCGGCAAUAUGGGGCUCUACGAUUACAGACCUUAUGUAAAAAAGGUGGUGAACAACAAACAGAUAAUGUACGAGUGUGACAAGGGCUAUGUACUUUCCGAGGGACCUCCUGGAGCUACGUGCGUUGGAGGUCAUUGGAGUCCUAGGGAACUACCCAAGUGUACUCUAUUUCAGCAUCCCCGUAUAAGAUGGAAUCGCAGACGAAGGUCCAUCCCGGAAGCGGAAAUACGUCAUAGGCGAUCCGCCUUCCUCCGACAUUACUACAACAACAUCCGCCGCCAAACUGAAGCUCCUGACCCAUACGUCGAUGAACUAUACAGUAAAUACAACCAUGAUGACCCAAAACCAACUUUAAGGCACGCCAAUUUCAAAAUCUUGAAGAAAUUUGAUAUUGAAUCCGACGGAGAUGAAAUGGAAACAGAAACUGAACAUGAAGAUGGAGAGAAUUUCCCAACAGCCGUAUACACAGUUUACAAUGUACAUGGUGAACCUAUAGGGCAUAGAAUGUAUUCUUAUCAACCUGUAUAUGAGCCUGAAGAUGAUGAAGUUGUACAAAAAGAAGACAGAUCAGAAUAUGAGGACUCCUCGGAGCUUGAUGAUGAUUUAUCCCAUGUUACGGUGUUGAAAGGUGGCAUGUUCCCUGAUCACCAAAGUGACGGACAUGCAAAGAAGAUUAACAUAUUGAAACAUCAAUAUUUUGAACGAUACGUAGAUAAACGUAGGAAGAGAUUUUUAACGCCUAAAACAAGCGAAGAAAACAGAAAAGUUAUGGAUGUUGAAUUGCAAGGUGCUGAAAGUAAUAUAGUUGAAUUAACAACGAAAAGUAUAGAUAGUUCAACGCAUGCUAGAAUCAAACGAGAUGUAAAUACAGAGGAAGGUGAUACAGAUGUCUGGACUGUCAAUCCAGUUUAUACAGAUAUAGAUAAUAUUAAUGAAAUCAGUAGCCAUCUUCUUAGGGUCCUGCCACUUGAAAUCGAAGAAAUUAAACCUCAAAAUGAGACAAGUAGCGAUAGCAAGGAAAUGGCGGUCAUACCUCUACAAUAUAACAAUACAAAUUCAACGGAAGUAGACAACAUCUUGGACAAGCGGGACAAGAGAACUAGUAGAAAAACUGAUCGAUUAAAUCAGACAACUGCUGCCAUUCCUAAAACAGGACGUGACGGUAAAAGUGGGAGACUGAGACAGCAACAUUCUAACAGUGAAGAGGGAGUAGAACAGACAGAUUCCAAAGAAACCGACGGAGCAAAAUCAGAAGGAAACGGUGAAAAGGGAAAAAAAGGACGACCGAAGAGUCCGUGUGAACCUAUUGAAAGUGAACCUUAUGUGAAUAUUGAAAUUGUCAAAUUAGGACGGGAUCCUAAUAACACUUUCAGCUCAGGAACAAUUGUGAGAGUAGCCUGUGGCAAAGGCUACGGACUGAACUUGGAUCUCAACACGACAGCCAAAUGCGUUAGAGGGAGAUGGAAGCCAGACAAGCCGAAAUGCGAAAUCCUUCCCUGUCACGUGCCUUCGACGGAGUACGGCAUAUACACCAUGUCACCGGACGCCAGCCACACGAACGUGGGUCCGAUACUGGGGACCCCUGGUACGGGUCAUGCUGAGGAGAGAGAACUGAACGAGACAGAUCCUGUCCCUAAUGGACAGGUUGUGCAUUUCUCCUGCGAAUAUGGAUACAAUGUCCAAGGGCCCACAAACCUCCGCUGCUGGUUGGGAGAAUGGGCUGUUACCAGUAUGCCUGAAUGUGUUCCAGCACCAUGCGAACUACCCCAACUAAACGGGGCCACAUACGAGGCAGGCUACCGAGCAGGCUUAACCGUAGCUCACGCCUCUUCUGUCAACAUAGCCUGCGAAGCUGGCAGAUCGCCGCCGGCCACGCUCAACUGUCAUUUAGGACGGUUGCAGCCGACUGUGCAUGAUUUCUGCAGGCCUCUAGCCAACUUAUCAAGACCACGUCCAACGUCAGGAUUCCAGAGCGGAUCAGACAUAGUCAGAGAAGACGUGUCCGACCUCGAACCAGACUUGGAAGGGAAAGCGGUUGCAGAAUGUGGUCCACCGGCUAGGGUCCAAGGGACUCUGAUAUACCGCGAUGGAGCUGAAGUGAACGGGACUCAGAUCACGGAGGGCUAUCCUCACGGAACGGAGAUCACCUUCAAAUGCAUAGCGUCCAUCAUGGGGGAGAAGACCACGUGGAAAUUGAUCUGUGAACACGGACAUUGGGUUGGGAAAAGCUUUAAUUGUGAAGAGAUCGAAGCUCAAAACGAGGAGCUUCUGAACAACAACAGCUGUACUUAUCAUAAUGAGGAGCCACAUGUGGUGUCCUUCUUCAAUGACCUAGAAAUUACAGAAACAGUUGACUUCCCUGCCGGAUCUGUUAUAGUCUCAAGAUGUAGUGACAUAGGCAAGUAUGCCAUGACAGGAUCUCAGACAAGAAAAUGCCUGGGCAGUACUUGGGAUGGCACCAAACCUACUUGCUUCGGGCUAAACCAAGAAAACGACUAUGCCAUGGAGAAGCCCCCAACGAUCCUGUUCCGCUACUCUGGCGGCCCCAUCGCGCAGACCAACGACGGAAAACUGCUGGUCUACCCUGGGGUGUCACUCCAUAUGGAGUGUCUUUGGAUGAGGAGAUUCGGGAACCCGAAGUGGAACAUCACUCUUAAUAAUCCUGAAUCCGAGCGCAAGUACACAGAAGGAUGGACAACAGACCCUGGGCGAGACAGCCAGCUGGAGUACCGGCUGAGCAUCAUCAGCGCGGAGAAGGAGGAUUCAGGAGUGUACCGGUGUGAGACGCCAGCUAGGCAGAUGCACCAAGUGGAGAUUAUUGUUGAAGACGUCCACUGCCCGCCUUUACCCAUCCGUCGCGGUCUCGUCGCCAGCGGACAAGGCACACGUCUCGGCACUGAGAUCCGCUUCCACUGUGCUAACGGUAACGCCUUACUGGGCGCUUCGAGUCUCGUGUGCCGAGCUUCGGGCAACUGGAGCGCUCCGCUGCCAGUCUGCGAAAGUGUCGAAUGCGGUGAAGUAGUCCACGACACGGCCCUACAAGAAGGCGAGCGGCGGCCGCGCGUCGCCGUGGUGUCCCGCGGCGUCGGGGGCCGCGCGGCCUUCUCGUGCCCCGCCGGCUGGGCGCUCAGCGGGGCCUCGGAGACCGUCUGCCUGCCUGCGGCUGAUUGGGCCAGGCCUUUCCCAGUCUGUAGAGAGGUAUCCUGCCCAUCUUUACCCCCACCAGCGUCAGGCUACGUCCUCGGCCGCGCCCCCUACCGGGCAGGCGACGUAUUACAAUUCCAUUGCAACCCUGAGCACACGCUGCAUGGGAGACCGAUACUCGUCUGCCAGGAUAGUGGAAGAUGGAGUGAUAAACCACCAACAUGUGCCCAAGCCUGCACGUACCCCGGCACCACAAUAUCGGGUCGAAUGUCGUCCGUCAAGUUCUACUACAAAAUCGGAGAAACAGUCAGCUUCACCUGCGAACCGGGAUACAGGCUAAAAGGCGCACCUAUGUUGAGGUGCCUCAAGAACAGGAAAUGGUCCAACGCCAUCCCCCUCUGCGCGCCAGCCUCCAACUACACAGACUCGCCCGUGCUCACCGGCGACAUCGACGCCAUGUUGUCAGACUCAGCGGACAUUUUGAAAACACGCGCUACGCCCGCCAUCUUGUCACCAGAGAGCUACAAGGCCGCUAUGACGAGAGUCGCUGCGACGAGAUUGCUUAGACGGGCACCGAUAGAGAUUUAUAAGAAUAGAGUUAGCAGGGUCAACAGCUUGAUAAGAAGGGAUACGUUGAGAUAAUCUGGAACUCUUUAUUUUUCGUUUAUAAGAAUGCCAAAUUCUAAAAAUUAUGUGACUAAAACAACAACUUUGAAAAAUAUGAUGUUAGAAAUGGCAGAUUAGGAAAUUCUAACACUAAAAUGACGCAUUCUAAUACUUUUAGUAUUCAAAGUUACCAAAAUAACAAUCUAAAACACCCAAAAAAACCUAAAACUAAAACUUUUUUUUAAACCACACAACCAAACUCAUUACUGGACACAGACUCCAUGUUAUGCUCGGCGGCCAUCUUGUCGCCCUAGAGCUACUGCUAAAGGAAGGACGCUAAGUAGGAAGAAUUUCGUACAUUGACCCACUAUUUUCUAUCUCUAUCAUACGUGCAUAAGUAUAUUACUGUCCCGUUCGCACAGUGGCAUUGACCGCCGGCAUCAUGGGCAAGACAACAAUAUAAUUACGCACGAGCGAUAGAGAUGGAAAAUAGUGGGUCAAUAUACGAAAUUCUGCGUGCUUAGCGUCCUUACUUCAGGUUGGUAAGACAGGCGUCCAUUAAGUUACGGAAUGACAGCUCAGAUAAUCUGAUUAGAUUAAUUUUACGUAAUUUACUAGACAAAAUAAAUAUAUUGUUUGACUUAUCAAAUCGCGGCUACCAUGGAAAAUGUGUCACUUUUAAAAAAAAUUGACAACGCAACGGCUCAUAAGAAAAUGGAAUUGUUUUUUAACGUUAUAUAUAAUUGCGUUAAAUCUGAACUGAACAGAACUGCACGGCUACCAUGAGUUGGCAUUUGAAGUUGACGCUAGCGACUGCGUGAACUCGAUCGCACCAAUACAUCAGUGCGAGCCAGAUGGACUGCGAUCGAGCCGCAGUCCCUAGCGUAAACGUCAAGUGUCAACACAUGGUAGCCGUACUGGAACCGCGGAAUUGUUGUACCAAAAAUAUUAAAUUAAACCUACGCCUUUAGACAUAGUUUAAAUUUGUUUUUUCUAAUGUAGGGCUUAGCCGUAUAUGUUACCUAACGCAACCAAAACACAACACAACUAAAAGUGGCGUACUAGAAGAGAGGUCUAUGCUCAGUAGUGGGUGAUAAACGGCUGAUCUGAUGAACACAACCAUAGUCAUUAAAGAAAGGACGCUUACCACCAGGAAUUUCGUACAGUGACCUGCCAAUUUCUAUCUCUAUUGCUCACGCAUAAUUAUAUAACUGUCCUGCUCACAGUGACGCUGACAG
Cydia pomonella (codling moth) is the source of this 6995-nucleotide messenger RNA. RefSeq names its product protein lev-9 (gene Hasp). The record is from RefSeq and is a predicted model, not a curated record. The transcript has 30 exons. Bases 346 to 5793 code for a protein of 1815 amino acids. Lineage: Eukaryota; Metazoa; Arthropoda; Insecta; Lepidoptera; Tortricidae. Gene Ontology annotation, molecular function: peptidase inhibitor activity. Gene Ontology annotation, cellular component: extracellular region.